AUGCUUAUUCCAAGUAUUGGCUAUGAAAUGAAUGAUAAUCUUGGCAAAUUUACUUUCAUCUUAGAUGGAUGGUAUUUUAAACCAGUGGAUUCAGGUUUUAUAAAAAAUAUUAUUAAAAAUACUCUUCAAGUAGCACUUAAUCUUUUGGGUGGUAGUACAACAUCUACUGAAGAAGCCGAACAAGAACGUUUAGAACCAUUUUUUGUAACUGAUGUUACUAAUCAUAAAAUACAAUUAAAAUUAAGUGAUUCCAUUUCUGAAACAGUAUUAACUGAUAAAAAUGGUCGUUUUCAUAAAAAUAUUAUUAUAAAUUCAUUAGAAAAAUUAAAUAUACAAGGACAAAUAUUGAAAUAUAUUGCUUUCGAUAAUGAUUAUCAAGAAAGUGGAUAUGAAGGUAUUAUUUAUUUAAUGAAAAACAAAAAUCAUAUUGGAUGUUCGAUUAUUUCGGAUAUUGAUGAUACUAUUAAAAUAUCUGAAGUUCCAUAUAAAUCAAAAUUAAUGCUUAAUACAUUUAAAAAUCCAUUUCAAGCAGUACCUGGUAUAUAUCAAUUUCAAUACAAUUGA
Molecule: messenger RNA, 564 nt
Organism: Rotaria sp. Silwood2
Lineage: Eukaryota; Metazoa; Rotifera; Eurotatoria; Philodinida; Philodinidae
Source: the annotation of a GenBank genome assembly